AUGCCAACAACGUGUGGAAAAAAUAAACAAAAAGACAAGACAACAGACACCGGCUAAAAUAUCUUCAGGAAAAGGCGAAAGUAAAUUAAUUGCACACAUUUUCCACCGUAGAAGAAAUUGAAACUUGAAAAUCGAUGGCUGAAGACGGGGUGGGCCAACUUGAAGCGGACGCGUUGAAACGCAGAGAACGUCUUUUGGCUUUGAAGAGGAAACGCGAGGAAACCUCUGAAGGUGCUGAAAAGUCCGAGGACGAAAUCAAACAAGAGGAGGAAGGACUUCCGAAGCCGAAAUUCAGAAGUUACCGACCGCAGGAUGAAGUUUUACAAGACAAAGUUAUUCCUGAUGCACAGCCGGGUGAUGUCGAGGAAGAGGUCAAAGAGCAGCUCGAGGCUGCCAAGAACAGAGGCAUAAUUGAAGAGCUGGAUUUGACGACGUUGGCGCCUCGCAAGCCCGACUGGGAUCUGAAAAGGGACGUGGCCCACAAACUGGCCAAGUUGGAGCGACGGACGCAAAGAGCGAUUGCCGAGCUGAUCAGAGACCGAUUACGAGAGGGCCAGAGCGACUUGGCCGAAGCCGUGGCCAUGGUGCAGCCUCAGCAGCUGGACGAGGACUGAAGGACGCAGAAAAGGCCAGCAUUUUAUUAUGUACAUAUAUUAUAUUUUCAAAUGGUACAAGCAUUGACGAGAAAUGCAAAAUGAUUUUUGUUUUUUACAUAAAUUUCAUAAAUUCUUCCGCAAA
This is a messenger RNA of Neocloeon triangulifer, 738 nucleotides long. Its product is annotated as coiled-coil domain-containing protein 12. The record is from RefSeq and is a predicted model, not a curated record. Lineage: Eukaryota; Metazoa; Arthropoda; Insecta; Ephemeroptera; Baetidae. The transcript is spliced from 3 exons. Bases 135 to 614 code for a protein of 159 amino acids. Gene Ontology annotation, cellular component: U2-type spliceosomal complex; post-mRNA release spliceosomal complex.